Molecule: messenger RNA, 1785 nt
Organism: Rubroshorea leprosula
Lineage: Eukaryota; Viridiplantae; Streptophyta; Magnoliopsida; Malvales; Dipterocarpaceae
Source: the annotation of a GenBank genome assembly
GCGUAGACCCCGUGAACUCUUAGUCGUCUCCCUAUGGUUUUCCUCUGAUAAAUGCGGGAAAACACACCAUUUCCUCCUUAAUUCCGUGGCUUCUCUCAUUCUCUCAUGGAGACUUGGCAUCCCACUUUGUUUAUUUUCCUUCUUUCUCUAUCUACACUUUAUCAUCUGUGUUUUUCUUUCUCUCCCGUUGACAAUUACCUCUUAGAUUGCGGUUCCGCUGUGGACUCAACCGUCGACAAUCGUCUCUUCAUAUCCGAUUCGUCGGCAUCAAGCACACGUUUCUCCUCCUCGGCUCGGACAAUCUCAAUCAGUGCUCAAGACCAUGUUCAAGGUCUCCCCCAAAUCUACAACACCGCAAGGGUUUUCAAGGCACCUCUCAAGUACGAAUUCGAUGUCGAAGACACAGGUACCCACAUGAUUCGCCUCCAUUUUCACCGAGUAAGUUCUUUGGAAGUUGAUUUCCUGAAUUCCCAAUUUCAUGUCUUGGUCGAUGGGUUCGUCGUUUUGAACAAUUUUAGUGGUGGGUGUCUUGCCAGCCCUAGGGUCAUGGAAUAUUUGAUCUGGGUUAAUAGUGGGAAGCUUGAGAUUACUUUUCUGCCUGCAAAGAAGUCUAAAUUUGGGUUUGUUAAUGCAAUUGAAGUGAUAUCUGCCCCUAAAGACUUGAUUUUGAAUGCUUCCCAAUUUGCGUAUGUUGAUAAGAUUGAGAAUUUUGGUGAGUUAAACAAGCAAGCUCUUGAAAUUGUGCAUAGGAUCAAUGUUGGAGGUCCCAAAGUGACACCUUUCAAUGGUAGUUUGUGGAGGACUUGGGUUCCUGAUGAUGAGUACUUGAAAUCAAGAGAUGGGUGGGAGAGGGUGUACUCUAGUGGUAGGAUUAGGUACCAAUCAGGUAAAUCAAGUCGUGAAGUUUGCCCAGAUAAUGUGUAUAAUACUGCUCGUGUGAUUCGUAGUAAGAAUGCUUCCAUUCCUGAUAUGAAUCUUACUUGGGAGUUUCCAGUGACUGAGGGUUAUACAUAUCUUGUUCGCGUGCAUUUCUGUGAUAUUGCUAGUUCAACUCUCGGCACGCUGCAUUUCAAUGUUUAUGUUAAUGGGCAUUUAGCAUACAAGAAUUUGGAUCUCUCAGAUGCUACAGAUUAUGUCCUGGCAUCCCCAAUUUAUGCAGACUUUCUGGUUGAUGCUGAUCAUUCAGGGGUUUUGAGUUUAAGUGUUGGACCUUCAGUCGACAGCAUGGGAUAUGCUGUGGAUGCUAUCUUAAAUGGGGUUGAGAUCAUGAAGAUAAACAAUUCAAUGGGUAGUCUUGAUGGAAAAGUAUCUGCAGAGUGGGUUAUGAAGAAGUGCUGGCCUAGAACAAAUGUUGGUGUCCUAGUCCCUUCGAUUGCUGUUGUGUGUUUGCUGCUGAUUAUAUCCAUGGUUAUCCACAGGAGGAUGACCAACUCUGUGGUCUGGUCAAAAUUGCCUACGGAUGUCUUAGAAGUUAAUCCAAAGAAUGGCAAGGCACAGUUGUCAGUUGAAUUGUGAACUUUCUGAAGGAUUAAGUUAGUUUUGUAAUAUACAUCCCCUAUGGCUGAAUAUGAUAUGUAGUUUAAAGUUAUCUCAUGCCUGUAUUACAGUGAGUCUGGAUUGAAAAUCUCUAAAGAGCUUGUUCCUGGAGAUUGUUAUCUUGUUAAUUUGUUGUAACCUGUCUUAACAAAAAGCUAGUGUUGUGUGUUUAAUCACUGUAUCAGAGUCAAUAUGUUUGUGUUGAUCAAUGCUGAUGAUUUCUGGAUGGAUUAAAGAAUUUCAUUUCUG